Moneuplotes crassus is the source of this 998-nucleotide messenger RNA. The record is from the annotation of a GenBank genome assembly. NCBI's taxonomy places the organism in Eukaryota, Ciliophora, Spirotrichea, Euplotida, Euplotidae.
AAAUAAUAAAUUUCAAAAUGGAUUGGAAAUUCGAUUAUGAAGAAUUAGUCAAUAAAGUGAAAUAUCAGUUACAUGCAAAAGGACUUGACUGCAUUACCGGCAUCUAUGGUCACUUUCAAAAGUAUGACGUUGAUGGAUCUGGCCAGCUUGAUAAGGUAGAAUUCGACCUUUUCAUGAGGAAAAUGGGAAUGUUCCUCACAACACAAGAGCUAACUGUCGUUUUCACAAAAUUUGACAUAAACGGGGAUGGACAAAUCCAUUAUCAAGAGUUCUUUGAGGUACUAAGGAGCUCAUUCAAUGAAAAGAGACAAUCCGUAGUAAAAUAUGUCUGGGAAUUACUAGACUCAGGGAAUGCAGGCACUCUUGACUUUGCUCACCUCACUUCUAAUUUCCAAGCUGCUAAUCAUCCAAGAGUCAAGCUAAGAGAAAAGACUGCUGAUCAAGUUCAAGAAGAAUUUGAAGUUGGCCUUGGAUACAGAUCCAACGAUGGUCCUGUUAGCAGAGAUGCCUUCUUCGACUAUUACGCAGAUGUGAGCGCCUGUCUCCCAGCAGAAAAAGAUGAAUACUUCAUUGACUCCGUCCUUGAGUCUUGGGGACUUUCUCAAGAAUCCUAUGUCACUCCUGAAAGAAUUGCCGAACUGGAAGAUAUUCUAUACGAAAAAGUUAGGCAAAGAACCCAUGGAGCGGAUGAUGAAGGAAAAACAGCUGGCAAAAUAUUCAGACAUUUCGAUAAAGAUGAGUCCCAUUCUGUUUCAUUUGAGGAGUUUUAUCAAGCAUUAGAAGCUUAUGGAUGAGUAUUCAAAGACUCUGAAAUUCAAGCAUUCUUCAACAAAAUCGAUAAGGAUGGAUCAGGCAAACUUGACUAUGGAGAGCUUACCAAGGUACUCGCUCUCAAAGGAAGCGGUAAUAACCCCAAUGUCAACCCAGUAUGGAAGCUGAAGGACCCAGAGCUUCAGACCCUAUAUGAGACUAAAUAGGCGAAUAAUUCAAUAAAUUCA